Danio rerio (zebrafish) is the source of this 1712-nucleotide messenger RNA. NCBI's taxonomy places the organism in Eukaryota, Metazoa, Chordata, Actinopteri, Cypriniformes, Danionidae. The record is from RefSeq and is a predicted model, not a curated record.
UUUUACACUCCAAGCUGUACAGCACACUAAAUAAAAAGAAAAACGAUGAGAAAGCAUCUCAUGACCCCUGUAAUGCAAACCCAGGCCUUGGAGACUGUAGUUCCCCGUCAUACAUUCUUCUCAUUUUUUGUGUACUCAUAAAGACAGACAGGAGCACAAACAGGUAAUGCUUCUCCAGCCAGCGAGGCCUGCUCUCUCCUCCUAAUGGAGACAUACUACCAGAAUAACUGCCACACACUCUCUAUAUAUUUCUUUCUUGUCUCUGGCACUUCGGCGUAUCCCUGAGAAUGAAAAAAGUGAAAGAUGUGCUUCGACUCGAGUCUAACUGCUUUCUAUUUUCCCACCAGGUUCCCUGAAGUCUUUGAGCCGUAAGAGCUCUGAGUACAUCCUGCCACAAGUACUUCUGUCAUCAAGGCAAUGUAACGCCACAAUCGGGCUUUCGCUUAAUCCUCUCACAGGUAAACGGCGGGACAUUUUGCCGGAGGAAUUUUUGCGCUCAAAGAGUCCUUAAACAGAAUGUGAAUAAGGUUUCGGUGACAGAGCUGUCUGGAGAAUGAAGCUCCUGGAAUAGGAAUCCAUCUUUUUUUUUUGUUGCUGGAACAAUGGCAGAAUGAAAGCGUAGAAUCCUGAAUUUCUUUACUGGAGGGAGGGCAACAUGGCAAAGCCCUUCUACAGGCUUCAGCGCUUCUUGCGACGGACUCAGCUGCUCUUCUUGUUUCUCGGUGUUGCUUACAUUAUGGCUGGAAGUGUCCUUCUUCUGCAGAGACAUGGACUGGUGGUAUCACAGCGUGGGAUGAGUAGUUAUUACCCAUUGCCAUCUUUGCCGUCUCCUCCCAGGGCCCUGGAGGCACCUGCCCUGCGGACGAGUUAUGGAAUAAUGGGUGCUCGGCUUGCUGGAAAGGGGGUGGGAUACCAAAGUGUUUUGUCCGAAGACAGCGAUGGGCCACAAUGGCUCAUCUCACGAAACCAGGAGAUCCGACAUCUGAGACGCCGCUGGUUCCACAGCCUCAUGUCAGAACAAGAAGCAUCCAGAGUGGAGAAAGUCCUUCCGAAGAGAAAGAUCAGACACAAAGGGACGUACUUGGGUUGCUUUCUGGAUGACGCCAAGGAGCGGGCGCUCAAAGGAAUGGUUUUUUAUGACUUCCGGAAAAUGACCAGCACAUUGUGUCAGGACACCUGCACGGAAAGGUAUGCCAAUAGCACACAAUAUUCUCAAAUACAGGCAGAUUUCGGUGUAAUCGUUGAGCCACCAAAAAGCAGAUGGACAUCUGUUGCCUUGAGGCUUCUCUGUGCUCGCCUUAAAUCAAGAAAUAAUGAAACAGUGUUUAGGGAAAAGAACAUGCAGUGUGCAUCCCUGUGCCAGCUGGCGGAGCUCAUGCUGGGAAUUGGAUCAUGCCCAAUUAAUGGAGCGCGGCUCUGAACCCAGAGCUGGAGGAGAAACAUCUAUCUGUCGUGAUGGAGGAGACACUUUCUCUAGUUCUUAGGCCGGUAGAUAAUUGACCACCCGAGAACAAGUGUGAGGCAGACUGACCUCCUGUAAUUACCCCCAACGUUUCAGAGCUUAUUUAAUUACUUGGGUGACAUUUGAAAUCUUCAGGGAGAAUCAGAAAAGCCGGUUAGAAAACAUGAAACCUAACAUGAGCUUGUCAUGAUUUUCUCCCACUCCUCUUUUCUGUUUUCUCGCACAAACACCACCAUGCAUCUGUAAUGUA